UCAGGCGCCACGGCGCAUGCUCCGGAAUCUCAUCCUCCGGCCCCGGAGCUGCUGCUGUUGCUGCUGCUGCUGCUGCUUUUGCUUUUGGGGCUGAGUUUGCUCAGCGAGCGAGCGGUCGCGGGAGGCAGAGAAUGUCCGCCAUCCGCCCUCCGCGGCCGGGCGCGCUCUCAUGCAUAGCAGCCUCUUCAUGAAUUACAGCUGAGGGGGCGGGGAGGGGGGUACGCGCAGCACCCCGGCAAGCCUCCGGGCCCCCAGGCAUGGCUAGCUCGUGUGCCGUGCAGGUGAAGCUGGAGCUGGGGCACCGCGCCCAGGUGAGGAAAAAACCCACCGUGGAGGGCUUCACCCACGACUGGAUGGUCUUCGUGCGCGGCCCGGAGCACAGUAACAUACAGCACUUUGUGGAGAAAGUCGUCUUCCACUUGCACGAAAGCUUUCCUAGGCCAAAAAGAGUGUGCAAAGAUCCACCUUACAAAGUAGAAGAAUCUGGGUAUGCUGGUUUCAUUUUGCCAAUUGAGGUUUAUUUUAAAAACAAGGAAGAACCUAAGAAAGUCCGCUUUGAUUAUGACUUAUUCCUGCAUCUUGAAGGCCAUCCACCAGUGAAUCACCUCCGUUGUGAAAAGUUAACUUUCAACAACCCCACAGAGGAGUUUAGAAAAAAGUUGCUGAAGGCAGGAGGGGACCCUAACAGGAGCACGCACACCAGCAGCAGCAGCAGCAGCAGCAGCUGCAGUAGCAGCAGCAGCAGCAGCAGCAGCAGCAGCUGUAGCAGCAGCAGCAGUAGCAGCAGCAGCAGCAGCAGCAGCAGUUUUUCAAAGCCUCACAAAGUCAUGAAGGAGCACAAGGAAAAGCCUUCCAAGGACUCCAGAGAACAUAAAAGUGCCUUCAAAGAACCUUCCAGGGACCACAACAAAUCUUCCAAAGAAUCCUCUAAGAAACCCAAAGAAAACAAACCGCUGAAAGAGGAAAAACUAGUUCCUAAGAUGGCCUUCAAGGAGCCGAAGCCCAUGUCGAAGGAGCCCAGAACCGAGGGAGGCGCGCCGGCUGGCAGUGUGGCAGAAAAGAAGGCACCCGGCAAGAGGCCACCCGGCCCCGACCCUGAGGAGCCGGCAGCCAAGCGGCGGCGAAAGGGUGGCCCCGAUGCCCUGUUCAAGAGCUUCUCAGGCGCGCCGCCGCUCGUCCUCACGUGCUCUGCUGACAGGAAGCAGCUGCGAGACAAGCCUCACGUCAAGGUCGGGAAGGUCAAAGUGGAAGGCGAGGCAUCGGAGAGGAAGAAACCGGCCCUGCCACCAUUUGACGAUAUCGUGGAUCCCAAUGAUUCCGACGCGGAGGAGAACAUGUCCUCCAAGUCCGAUUCUGAACAACCCAGUCCUGCCAGUUCCAGCUCCAGCUCCAGCUCCAGCUUCACACCGUCCCAGACCAGGCAACAAGGUCCUUUAAGGUCUAUAAUGAAAGAUCUGCAUUCUGAUGACAACGAGGAGGAAUCAGACGAGGCAGAGGACAAUGACAAUGACUCCGAAAUGGAGAGACCUGUAAAUAGAGGCGGCAGCCGAAGUCGCAGAGUUAGCUUGAGUGACGGCAGCGAUAGCGAGAGCAGUUCUGCUUCUUCACCCCUACAUCACGAGCCCCCACCACCCUUACUAAAAACCAACAAUAACCAGAUUCUUGAAGUGAAAAGUCCAAUAAAGCAAAGCAAAGCAGAUAAGCAAAUAAAGAAUGGUGAAUGUGACAAGGCCUAUCUAGAUGAACUGGUAGAGCUUCACAGAAGGUUAAUGACGCUGAGGGAAAGACACAUUCUGCAGCAGAUUGUGAACCUUAUAGAAGAAACUGGACACUUUCAUAUCACAAACACAACAUUUGAUUUUGACCUUUGCUCGCUGGACAAAACCACAGUCCGUAAACUACAGAGUUACCUGGAAACAUCUGGAACAUCCUGAGGAUACAACAACUGGAUGCAUCAGAAACUAUUGUUUUUUUUUUUUUUGGUUGUAAUUUUUUGUUUGUUUGUUUAUAAGAAAACACUCAGAAUGAUGCAACCAAAAGGGAAAAAAUAAAAAUCAAACAACCUUCAGCUUUAUUUUUCUUUAAAGCCAGUCAUCAUCUCUUGAUAAAGGAGAGGUUAAGCAAACCAGCCUCAGCGGACCACUCUUCUCUCCAAGGAAAUCCCCGGGAAGAGUUAGCCUGGAUAGCCUUGAAAACAAACACAUCAAACACAACACAAGAAAACAAAGAAUGUGUAUGGUAUCACGUAUCUCUCUCUGUGGUGGUUCAUUCCACAGGACAAAUGCAUAUUCAACACACUGCCUUAUUACAUAACUGAUCUAUUUAUUAUCGCAUACAGAUAUUCUAAAGUCGUUGAGGGAAUGACACCACAAGACAUUCUAAGUACUUGGUCCCACGGAUGCUCUUUCAAUGCAGCGCCCUUGCCGUCCCAAGCCCAGUGACCUUACUUGUAUACCGUGCCACUCUCCGCCAACUUCUUCCAAGCCCUCUAACUUGUUGCAGUCUGUAUUUUCCACCUUUUGUUUUUCCAGUUCCAGGACACAGAUGAUCAACUGGGGGGACCAAAUAGCUACACCAGUUUUCUUAUUUGUGGUCUUUUUCCUGAAAGUUGGGGCCCAGACCUUGGCUGUAUCCAUAUAAUGAUCUUGAACCAUGGUAGAAAAUGCACCAAAUAGGAUCAUAUGAGUUGCUGUCUAGCCUUAGUCGAUAAACCUGUAGGACUUUUAAACGAAAGUGUACCUGUAAAUGUCCUGCAGCCAGCAUUGUUGAGCUGUCAUCAACAUUCUUGUGUCUGUUUUACUGUUAAAAUAUUAGAUAAAUAUGCAAGUAAAGGCAUUCCACAGGAUCAUCAUUUUUAAAAAGGAAUUCUGGUUCUGUUUUCUAAAGAAAUGUUGUAGAAAUUCUGAUUUGGAUCUAUUUAUUAGUAAGAUUUCAGCUUUCUCCAUCUGUCAGUGUGUUAUCCAUCUUUACCAUAAAACCUGGAGUAAGAGAUUUUUGUUUGUUCAUGUAUGAUCCUCUUAGACUCUUUUAUAUUUGGAAAAUUAAAAUCUUUGGGGGAAAAUUCCUGGUUAUUCUGCCAUGACAGAUUAUGUAUUAACUUGUAGAUUCAGUGGUUCGAUACCUGUUUAGUCACUUGCUUAUGUUUCCAGAAGGAUUUCUUGUAUUGGUGAAAAUAAAGAUGGUUGGGGAGGGGGGAUAUUUUUGUUCUUGAUGUACCCUGUUUUGAAACUAGAAAUCUGUCCUGUGGCAUGCAAAAGAAAGCAAAUUAUUUUUAAAAGAAAAAAAAAAACCAAAGUACUUUUGGUGUCAUUAUUCCAUCCUCUCCAUACAUGGAGAAAUGCAAAAGAGAACA
This is a messenger RNA of Manis javanica (Malayan pangolin), 3352 nucleotides long. RefSeq names its product MLLT3 super elongation complex subunit (gene MLLT3). The record is from RefSeq and is a predicted model, not a curated record. Gene Ontology annotation, cellular component: transcription elongation factor complex. Gene Ontology annotation, biological process: positive regulation of DNA-templated transcription. Gene Ontology annotation, molecular function: chromatin binding. Lineage: Eukaryota; Metazoa; Chordata; Mammalia; Pholidota; Manidae.